Pyricularia grisea is the source of this 1968-nucleotide messenger RNA. RefSeq lists its product as uncharacterized. The coding region runs from base 1 to 1968 and encodes 655 amino acids. The record is from RefSeq and is a predicted model, not a curated record. The transcript has a single exon. Lineage: Eukaryota; Fungi; Ascomycota; Sordariomycetes; Magnaporthales; Pyriculariaceae.
AUGACAGCGUCUCCGACAAUCCCCAAGGGCAACACUGCCAUCGACCCGCGCUCGCUGCAGGAGCAAAUGGCCAAGUACGCCCAAGAGGCCGCCAAAAGAGUACGUCCUGACGGAAACGCCCAAUUCCAGGACCUGCACAGCAGCACCGACUCCCGGAUCUGCUCGCUGGCUGAAGACCCGUGGGCAGACCAUGCCGCACUCGACGCCGCCACCCCGGCCCUGAAGGAUGGUGACCAUGUCAGAGUCCUGGUCCUCGGGGCCGGCAUAGGUGGCAUUCUUAGCGCCGUGCGGCUCUCUCAGAAGGGCUUCGGCCCCAGCGACGUCAAGCUGGUCGAUGGGGCGGGCGGUAUCGGAGGCACAUGGUACUGGAACCGCUACCCUGGCCUCCACUGCGACGUUGAAGCAAGCAUCUACAUGCCGCUCCUCGAAGAGAUGGACUACAUGCCCAGCCGGCGGUUCGCGCCGGGUUGUGAGAUCCGUACGUACCUGGAGGGCGUGACUCGGAAGUUUGGGUUCCAGGAUAGCAUCAUGUACCGCACCCACAUCGACAAACUUGUGUGGGAUGACGAGGAGCUCGUCUGGCAGGUGGAGAUGACUACGCGCAGGGGUAGUGGCGGGUCAGAGAAACACCACUUACAAGUACAGGCCGACUUCGUCAUCCUGGCGAGCGGACUCUUCCCUGUGCCCAAGGCACCUAAGCUGGAUGGGCUGUCGAGCUUCGGUGGCCAAAUGUUCCACACAUCGCGUUGGGAUUACGAAGUCACCGGUGGGAGCGGUGAUGAGCCGUUUCCGGUUCUGGAAAAGCUUCAAGGUAAGCGUGUAGGCAUAGUCGGCACCGGCGCAACCGCGGUCCAGGUCAUACCGGUCCUGGCCAAGCAUGCGGCAGAGCUAUUUGUUUUCCAGCGCACACCGUCACAAGUUUUUGAGCGCGGCCAGCACGAAAUGAAACCUGAGCAGUGGCGGCAAAAGGUGGCGACCGGGCCAGGAUGGCAAAAGAGGCGACAGGAGAGCAACGCUCGGUGGAUGGCCUCCGGUGGAACGCUGCGCGGGGUGGAGGAGAAGCUGGUGGACGACGAGUGGUCAGAUUUGGAUGGCUGGUGCAGUGUCCUUGGAGGAGGACCCAUUCCCCCGCCCACGCCGCAAGCAAUACCCGAGUACAUUGGGAAAUAUGUGGCCUUGGAGUUGCCAGGCUCGGAGCGGGCCAGAGCGCGGGUCGACAGGCUAGUCGAGGACACUCAGACGGCGGAGAAGUUGAAACACUGGUAUCCCACCUGGUGUAAGCGGCCGACAUUCCAUGACGAGUACCUACAGACAUACAACCAGUCACACGUAUUGCUGGUGGACACAGACGGAAAAGGCGUAGAGCGUGUUACGGAAAAGGGGGUAGUGGUGGCGGGCACCGAGUAUCCGGUAGACGUGCUGGUUCUCAGCACCGGAUACCGAGCCGUCGGGGCCUCAGAGCCAUCGCUUCUUGUAGGUCUAGACGUCAUCGGCCGGGGAGGACAAACCCUGACGCAAAAGUGGAAGGAUGCGGCAGCUUCGCUGCACGGCGUCAGCUCGCAUGGGUUCCCGAACCUUUUCUGGCUGGGAAACACGCAGGCAGGCACGACGGUCAAUUUCAGCCACGUGCUGGCAGAGGAGUCGUUGCACAUCGCGCACAUCGUCUCGCAGGUGUGCCGAGGCCACGAGAAGCAAAAGGUGGUGGUGGAGGUGACUCGAGAGGCCGAGGAGGAGUGGACGGGCGAGAUCCUAAAGGGUGCCACCUAUGGAUCCGUGGUGGCAGCAUGUCCGCCUAGCUUGCUCACUUCGGAAGGAGAUAUUUUAAAACUGACGCCAGAGGAGGCACUCAAAAGUGCGAGAGCAAGUCCCCUGUCACAUGGGUUGUUGGAGUACGUGAGGCGCAUCGAGGCGUGGAGAAGUCAAGGUGAAAUGCAGGGUUUGAAAAUCACCACGUUGGAGAGUGUUUAG